Molecule: messenger RNA, 3613 nt
Organism: Daucus carota subsp. sativus
Lineage: Eukaryota; Viridiplantae; Streptophyta; Magnoliopsida; Apiales; Apiaceae
Product: receptor protein kinase TMK1
Exons: 2
Coding region: 306-3236 (976 amino acids)
Biological process (GO): protein phosphorylation
Molecular function (GO): protein kinase activity; protein binding; ATP binding
Source: RefSeq, a predicted model, not a curated record
ACCGGGUUUGUAUACAGACUCUAGAAAACCCCUAGUUUCUAGAAAAUCUCCUCUCAUUUGUUUUCUUGCAUCAGGCCUUUUUCACGUUCUACUUCAGAAUCACCACUACAUUACUUCCAUUUCACAAUUAUCUCUGUUGUUAAAACAAGAAAAUUUUACUAUUACUCUGAGGUUUGUUUUAUCAUUUGUUUUGAUAUAUGCUAUAUGAGUAUAAUUUUCUUGAUUUUAGUUAUGUUUCUUUGUUAAAUUCAAGAGCUGGGGAGUGUGAGAUGUGAUCUUGCAGUCAUUUUAUUCUGAGUCAAGUCAUGGGUUGUGAUCAUUUUGAGUUUGGUAUUAAUAUUUUGUUGUGGUUGUGUAUUAGUUCACUUGUUUGUAGUCUCACCCACCCUGGUGAUUUUGCAAUUCUGGAUGAUUUUAGAAAUGGGUUGGAAAAUUCAGAGCUUCUGGAGUGGCCAAACAAGGGUGAUGACCCUUGUGGCCCUCCUCUUUGGCCUCAUGUCUUUUGUUCUGAUGGUAGAGUUACACAAAUUCAGGCUAAAAAUUUGGGCUUGAAGGGGCCUUUACCUCAGAACUUCAAUAUGCUCAUAAAACUUGAAAAUUUGGGUCUGCAGAAUAACAGACUAAAUGGUACAUUGCCUAGUUUUAGCGGGUUAUCAGAAUUGCAGUAUGCAUACUUGGAUUUCAAUGAGUUUGAUGCGAUCCCUUCGGAUUUCUUUCAUGGUCUAAGUAGUGUGAGGGUUCUUGCUUUAGACAGAAACCCGUUUAAUGCGAGUUCAGGAUGGUCUAUAUCUGAUGAGCUUCAAGAGUCAGCUCAACUGACAAAUUUUUCGUGUAGUGGUUGUAAUGUGGUUGGACCUUUGCCAGAUUUUUUCGGGACAAUGCCAUCUCUGUCUUUACUGAGGCUGGCAGAAAACAGAAUAUCUGGCAGUAUACCGGAGAGCUUUCGUGAGUCCAUGUUACAGAUUCUUUGGCUGAAUGGUCAAAGUGAUGGAGGAAUGACGGGCACAAUUGAUGUCAUUGGUUCGAUGACAGGACUGACUGAAGUAUUGCUUCAUGGUAAUCAGUUUUCUGGGACUAUCCCUGAAAGUAUUGGGGAUCUAACAUCUUUGCAACAACUUAACCUUAAUGGGAACAAAUUUGUUGGCUUGAUUCCGCCAGGUUUGGCAAAUUUGAAUUUACGGAAAUUGGAUUUGAGCAACAAUAUGCUUAUGGGUCCGAUCCCAAAGUUUAAAGCUUCUAACGUAACUUAUUCUUCAAAUUCGUUCUGUCAGUCUGAUCCUGGUGAGAAAUGUUCUCCUAGCGUAGAUGCAUUACUAGAUUUUCUCAGUGCUUCUGGGUUCCCUCCAAAUUUGGCUUCUCAAUGGUCUGGUAAUGAUCCAUGUCAACAGCCCUGGUUGGGUAUCGUAUGCAACUCAGAGUCCCAGGUUUCUCGAAUAAUUUUGCGUGGCUUCCAUCUUAAUGGCACAUUAAGUCCUUCACUUGCAAAUUUAGAUUCUCUACUCGAGAUUCACCUUGAUAGGAACAAUCUAAGUGGCACAGUCCCCUCAAAUAUAACGAAGUUAAAAUCUUUGCGAGUGUUAGAUUUAACCGGAAACAAUUUUGCACCUCCAUUGCCAAAGUUUCAUGAUAACGUGAAGAUCAUAAUAGAUGGCAAUCCUCAAUUAGUUGCUGCAAAAGGUGGGCAGCCACUUGUUGCUCCACUUGCCCCAUCUCCGGCUACUAGUCCAAAGGUAAGUCCAAGAUCACCAUCAAGCAAUUCCUCGGCAGGUAAUGUUGAUUCACAAAAACCAGACAGCCCACCUUCCCCAUCCAAAGCUUCAACUUUUGAUUCACCUGAUUCUUUCACACAGAAGAACGAGUCAAGUAAAGGCAAGAAAGUCAAGUAUGUCAUUGUUGCUGCCUCAAUUGUAUCUUCUAUGACUCUAAUUGUUCUUACAGCUCUUUUAUCUGUAUAUUGCUACAAGAAACGCAAAGACUCUAAGAAAGCUCCUGGUGCUUUUGUCGUACACCCAAGAGAUAUAUCUGGCUCAAAUAACAUUGUCAAAAUUACUGUUUCUAGCGACAUGGAUGGGUCUUAUCAAACUGGGUCUAACUACGAGCACAGAGUAAACGGUGGAUUACAAAAUACCCAUGUAAUUGAGGACGGAAAUGCAGUCAUCUCCGUUCAGGUUCUUCGCAAGGUAACUGAUAAUUUUGCACCAAAAAAUGAACUUGGGCGUGGAGGUUUUGGAGUAGUAUACAAGGGAGAACUAGAAGAUGGAACCAGAUUGGCAGUUAAAAGAAUGGAAGCAGGGGUAGUUAGUAACAAAGCAGUGGAUGAAUUUGAAGCUGAAAUUGGUGUUCUUUCCAAGGUUCGACACCGGCAUCUAGUUUCGCUUCUUGGGUACUCUGUUGAAGGCAAUGAGAGGCUUUUGGUCUAUGAAUAUAUGCCUCAAGGGGCUCUAAGCAUGCAUCUCUUUCGUUGGAAGAAACUAAAUCUAGAGCCCUUAUCUUGGAAAAGAAGGCUUACUAUUGCUUUAGAUGUUGCCAGGGGAAUGGAAUAUCUUCAUAAUUUGGCACACCAGAGCUUCAUACAUCGUGACCUGAAAUCUUCAAAUAUACUUCUUGGGGAUGACUUUAGAGCAAAAGUUUCUGACUUUGGAUUAGUAAAACUGGCCCCUGAUCGAGAGAGGUCUGUUGCAACUAGGCUUGCUGGAACAUUUGGAUACCUUGCACCGGAAUAUGCUGUGACAGGCAAGAUCACAACUAAAGCUGAUGUUUUCAGUUUUGGAGUUGUGUUAAUGGAACUUUUAACUGGAUUAAUGGCACUUGAUGAACAACGUAGCGAGGAAAGCAGGUAUCUCGCUGAGUGGUUUUUACAGAUAAAACCGGACAAGAAGAAGCUAAAUGAUGCUAUUGAUCCAACUAUUGACGCAAAGGAAGAAAUUUUCGAUAGCAUUUCCAUUAUAGCUGAUCUGGCCGGACACUGCACUGCGAGGGAUCCAAAUCAUCGGCCAGAUAUGGGACAUGCAGUUAAUGUGCUGGGUCAAUUGAUUGAGAAGUGGAAGCCUUUUGAUAGUGAAACAGAGGACUAUUCUGGCAUAGAUUACAAUCUACCUCUGUCAGAAAUGCUGGAGGGAUGGAAGGAAUCAGAAACCACUAAUUCCAAAAACUCUGAUUUACAGGAUAGCACUGGAAGCAUACCAAAUAGACCAGCUGGAUUUGCAGAUUCCUUUACAUCUUCCGAUGCCCGAUAGUGAUAGUAAGAGUAUUCUGAAAGAAAUUUGUUUCUUGACUGCUUUCUUUGUAAAUUCAGUCUUUCAUAUGAGUUUCAAUGUUGGGUGCUGAUACAUGUACAUAGUUGUACACUGUAUCUGCAUUCUAGUUUUGUGCGCAAAAUAUUGCCAUCUUUCCAGCGUCUUAAAUCACAAUGUAGUAUGUGCAUGUCAUGCACAAGGGCUUACAACUAUAAAUGUGCAUGUAUCACUGUUCUUGUUUUUUCCUUGAAAAAAUUUGGUGACCUCGAGACCUAUCUCGUAGUCUGCCUGGGCAUUACAUAUCCAAGAUAGUAGAGUUUGUGUGUUUCUAAGCGUGCAAGAUAUGAAAAUUAUGAAUUUCAAUCAUGUUUUACCCA